Messenger RNA from Salvia splendens (bonfire salvia), 2630 nucleotides. RefSeq names its product succinate dehydrogenase [ubiquinone] flavoprotein subunit 1, mitochondrial. The record is from RefSeq and is a predicted model, not a curated record. Gene Ontology annotation, cellular component: respiratory chain complex II (succinate dehydrogenase). The transcript has 18 exons. Gene Ontology annotation, molecular function: electron transfer activity; succinate dehydrogenase (quinone) activity; flavin adenine dinucleotide binding. Gene Ontology annotation, biological process: tricarboxylic acid cycle; mitochondrial electron transport, succinate to ubiquinone. NCBI's taxonomy places the organism in Eukaryota, Viridiplantae, Streptophyta, Magnoliopsida, Lamiales, Lamiaceae. The coding region runs from base 124 to 2025 and encodes 633 amino acids.
AUUUUAGCAUUCUCAAGAAAACAAAUCCAUUUCUCCAACUCUUCUCUUUCUCUCUCAAACGGAGUUAGCCGGAGACGCACGCGCUAGAUCAGCAUUUGAUUUCUUAUUCGGUAUCCAGCAGAGAUGUGGCGGUGCUUUUCCCGUGCCAUCCGCAUUCCUUCCUCGAAGUCCGCCGCCACCGAUUCCGUUCGUCGGCUAUCUAGUGGAGCGGCGCCUUCAUACACGGUUGUGGAUCACACCUACGAUGCGGUGGUGGUUGGUGCAGGAGGCGCAGGACUGAGGGCGGCGAUAGGGCUAUCAGAGCAUGGAUUCAACACUGUUUGCAUUACCAAGCUGUUUCCUACUCGUUCCCAUACCGUUGCAGCUCAGGGUGGAAUUAAUGCUGCAUUGGGAAAUAUGACAGAGGAUGAUUGGAGAUGGCACAUGUAUGACACAGUUAAAGGAAGUGAUUGGCUUGGGGAUCAGGAUGCCAUUCAGUACAUGUGUAGGGAAGCACCAAAAGCAGUUAUUGAACUUGAGAAUUAUGGACUGCCAUUCUCCCGGACAGAAGAUGGGAAAAUAUAUCAGCGGGCAUUUGGUGGACAAAGCUUGAACUUUGGAAAAGGUGGACAAGCAUACCGUUGUGCUUGUGCAGCAGAUCGAACUGGACAUGCUUUGUUGCACACACUGUACGGCCAGGCUAUGAAACACAAUACUCAGUUCUUUGUGGAAUAUUUUGCCCUUGAUUUGCUAAUGGGCAAUGAUGGUAGCUGCCAGGGUGUAAUUGCAUUGAAUAUGGAGGAUGGAACCUUACAUCGAUUCCGUGCUGCCUCAACAAUUCUUGCUACUGGGGGUUAUGGUAGAGCAUACUUUUCUGCUACAUCUGCUCACACUUGCACUGGAGAUGGUAAUGCUAUGGUUGCACGUGCAGGAUUGCCACUCGAGGACCUUGAGUUUGUUCAAUUUCACCCCACAGGCAUAUACGGUGCUGGGUGUCUCAUCACCGAAGGUUCUCGAGGUGAAGGUGGUAUUCUUAGGAACAGUGAAGGUGAAAGAUUUAUGGAACGUUAUGCCCCGACGGCUAAGGAUCUUGCAUCUAGAGAUGUGGUAUCUCGAUCUAUGACUAUGGAGAUCCGGGAAGGUCGUGGUGUUGGACCCUUGAAAGAUCAUAUCUACCUUCACCUGAAUCAUUUGCCUCCGGAGGUUCUUCAGGAAAGACUUCCUGGCAUUUCUGAAACUGCAGCCAUUUUUGCUGGUGUUGAUGUGACAAAGGAGCCAAUCCCUGUUUUACCAACUGUCCAUUACAACAUGGGUGGUAUUCCCACAAAUUACCAUGGAGAGGUGGUUACCAUCAAAGGUAAUGAUCCUGAUGCUAUUAUUCCUGGUUUAUUUGCUGCUGGGGAAGCUGCCUGUGCAUCUGUUCAUGGUGCCAAUCGUCUUGGAGCCAACUCACUUCUUGACAUUGUUGUCUUUGGUCGGGCUUGUGCAAAUAGGGUUGCAGAGAUCCAGAAGCCAGGAGCGAAACAAAGACCAUUGGAAAAGGAUGCUGGAGAGAAGACCCUUUCGUGGUUGGACAAGCUACGUAACUCAAAUGGUACCCUUCCCACCUCAAAUAUCCGGCUGAACAUGCAACGGGUAAUGCAAAACAAUGCAGCUGUGUUUCGGACUCAAGAAACAUUGGAGGAAGGCUGCCAGUUGAUAGAUAAAACAUGGGAGAGUUUUCAUGAUGUGAAAUUGAAAGACAGAAGCUUGAUAUGGAACUCAGACUUGAUAGAGACUAUUGAGUUGGAGAAUCUUCUGAUUAACGCAUGUAUAACCAUGCACUCUGCUGAGGCGAGGAAAGAAAGCAGAGGAGCUCAUGCAAGGGAAGAUUUUACGAAAAGAGAUGAUGAGAACUGGAUGCGACAUACAUUAGGAUACUGGGAGAACGAGAAGGUUCGACUGGACUACAGGCCAGUUCAUAUGGAUACACUUGAUGAUGAAAUCGAAACAUUCCCUCCCAAAGUUCAUAUUUAUAAAUCAUCACAAAAAUCUUUUGAAUUGUAGAGUUAGGAUUGAAGGUGAAAAGAAUGUUGAGUACACACCGCUUGUCAUAUUCACUACCAAACUAUAUUAUUGGAAAAGCAUCGAGCAUCAGGCUUGCAAGAGCUUCUUCUUCAUCCACCUCCGACAACAAACCACAAACAUCAACAGAAACCAACCUUGAUAAAGAUGCCAAAUCUGGGGCCAAUAAACCUUUAGAUGGAGGGUAUGCGAAGAGGUCUGAUGAACAAGGAUUUGGAGCAACAUAUGGAGGAAAUCAGUCACUCUCAAAGGAUGAUGAGGAUAAAAUUGUCCAUGCAAAUGUCCCUGAGUAUGAUAGGAGUAAAAAGAGUUCAUGAGUUGAGAUGAUCAGAUGAAGAAGGAAGUGCACAGAGAUGAAGAGGGAAAUAGUUAGUCCCUGAUCAACAUUCACAGAGAUGUAUCUUUUGCACAAUUUUCAAUUAAUUUACCCCUCAAAUCAUUGUUGUGAAUGCUUUAAUUAGUUAACUACUUAUCCUUUUGUUGCAUCUCUUUUGUUAGAACUGGUUAAAAGAUAAGGUGUAUGUAAUGCCAAUUAUUAAGUCAACAAAUCCAUGCAUUUAAUACUUGAUAGGUUUCGUUAAAUGUUA